AUGGCUGGAGAUCACGCUUGCCUAGGACUGCUUGCCCCUUUCUGGCUCUGCCUGGUGGGGGGCUUGCUCCUCUAUUCCCCUGUGUGGACCUUCAACUUGCACACCGAUAAUCCCACAUUCUUCUCUGGACCCAACAGAAGCUAUUUUGGGUUUGCCUUGGACUUCUACCAGGACAGUAAAGGCAGCAUGAAUGUGGUUGUGGGGGCCCCUCGGGCCAACACGUCACAGCCUGGAGUGAUGGAGGGAGGCGCAGUCUACCUGUGUCCCUGGAAUCCCGGUGGUAGCCCCUGCACCCCAGUUCAGUUUGAUACCAAAGGGGACCGCACAGGCAAACGUGAAACCACUACUAUGCAAACAUUCAAAUCCAAGCAGUGGUUUGGAGCAUCUGUCCGCACCUGGAAAGACAACAUCCUGGCCUGUGCCCCUCUGCUGCACUGGAAUGCCCUUGUUGGCAAGGAGGAGGCCACCAAGACCCCCGUGGGCAGCUGCUUUGUGGCCACAAGGAGCCUGCAGCACUUUGUCGAAUAUUCACCGUGCCGUGACAUCCAAGUCCACUCCGGGUACAGGGCUCGGGGUUUUGGUGAGUACAGAAACGACAAGCGCUACUGUGAAGUUGGAUUCAGCUCUGCCAUCUCUGAGUCUGGGAGGCUGUUGCUGGGAGCACCAGGUGGAUAUUACUUUGCAGGUCUGAUCUACUCGGUCAACCUCUCAGCGGUGGUCGCGAGCUUCCCCAAGUCUCCUCUCUUGCUGUGGACAGUUGGGUUAGAGCAAGUAACAGCCGACUACAUCGACAGAAGCUAUGACGACGGAUACCGCGGGUAUUCAGUGGCGUUUGGGGAGUUUAAUGAAGAUUCACGAUCACCAGAAUAUGUGGUGGGCGUUCCGAACAAAAGUCUAACAAAAGGAGUGGUUGAAAUUUUGUCCUUCAGGCAAGUCAUACGGACCAUCCCCAGUGAACAGAUGGCAUCGUAUUUUGGGCACACGGUUGCGGUGGCUGAUAUCAAUGGAGAUGGGAAAGACGACAUUCUUGUGGGGGCCCCCCUCUUCAUGGAGCGCCGCUCAGACAGCAAACUCUACGAAGUGGGAAGAGUAUACUUGUACCUGCAGCGGAACACCCCCCAGGCUUACAGUGUCCCCUGGCAGAAACUGACUGGCAUGGAUGUCUAUGGGCGCUUUGGCAUGGCGAUUGCACCCCUGGGCGACAUGGACCAGGAUGGAUACACAGAUAUAGCUAUAGGAGCGCCCUUCGCUGGCCAGGAUGGGGGUGGCCGUGUGUACAUCCACCGUGGGCAGAGUGAUGGUCUGAGUGCAGCUCCUGACCAGAUCAUCGAAAAUCCUUUUGCUGGACACGCUGGCUUUGGUUUUGCCGUGCGCGGAGCCUCGGACAUUGACGCUAACGGCUACCCUGAUGUGUUGGUUGGGGCAUUUGAAGCCAGUAAGGUGGCUGUGUACAGAGCCCGACCUGUGGUGGUGAUGAAGGCCCUUGUGGUGGUGCCAGAGGCGUUGAACCCGGAGCAGAAAAGCUGCACUGUGUCGAAAAUGAACGUCAGCUGCUUCACCAUCCAGAUGUGUGUCGGAGUGUCGGGGAAAAACAUACCCCCCCAAAUGGGCCUGGAAGCAGAGCUGCAGUUGGACAGCAUGAAGCAGAAGUUUUGGCGACGGGUUUUCCUGGAGCAAACCAGCCAGUCGAGCCAGGUGUUCCCUCUGGAACUGUCAGGAAAAGUGUCCCAAACCUGCCGAAACAUCACUGCCUACCUGCGGGACGAGGGGGAUUUCAAGGACAAACUGAGCCCCAUUGUGGUCAGCUUCAACUUCAGUUUGGGGUCAGCGUUCGACGUGGGGAAGCUGGCGCCUGUACUCUCAGGCCAAACGAUGAUCCGGGAGCAGACCCGUAUCAUUUUGGAUUGUGGAGAGGACAGCAUUUGUGUCCCGGACCUCAAUUUGUUUGUUUGCACGGAUGAAGAUUACCUCCUUAUUGGGGCGGAAAAUGUGGUGCUCAUCCAGGCAACAGCGGUGAAUGCUGGCGAAGGGGCCUACGAGGCCGAACUGGUAGUGGAGCUGCCGAGGGGAGCGUACUUCCAGACGGCUCACAGCAACUCACAGAAGCUGAUUUGCAAUUCCCGCAAGGAAAAUGAGACCCGUCUGGUGGCUUGCGAAAUGGGCAACCCUAUGAAAUCCAACACUGAGAUCAAGGUGGACAUGGAAAUAAGUGUCAGUCAACUGGAAGAGGCUGGUGACUAUGUUGUUUUCAGGAUGCAGCUAAAGAGCAAGAACAGAGACAACCCAAACAGCAACAUGUCACUGCUUCAAGUGCUGGUCAAGGCUGCCUCAAGGAUGGAGCUUCGGGGGAAUUCUGCCCCAGCCAGCAUUCUGCUCCCACUGGUCACCGGCGACGCCAAGAACGAGAGCAAGGGAGUGGAUGACUACGGGCCCCGAGUGGAGCACAUUUAUCAGUUGCAGAAUGAAGGUCCAAGUUCUGUUUCUGGGGCUGAGCUUCAUGUGAACUUUCCCAGUCGUUUUCAGGGAAGCUUCUUACUCUACAUCACAAAGGUGACCACAGAAGGCAGCAUCAGCUGCUCUCCCUCCAACGAGACUAAUCCCCUGGAGCUGGAGGUGGAGAAGCCCACAGCGGCCCACAGCCACAAUGGGACUGUUCAGCCAUCACGAGGGCGUGAGAAACGUGAUGCGACUGUGGAGGCUGACCCAGCAGUGAUACAGGGACCCGUUGUGGUGAACUGUAGCAGUCAGGCUUGUGCUGCCAUCCUCUGCCAGGUGGGGGCGCUGGAGAAGGGGCAGGGGGCUUCUGUCACGAUCCAUGCAGUGCUGUGGCUGCAGAGUUUCCAGGAGCGUCCCCUGGAGCACUUCUUCAUCCAAUCCCAGGCCUGGUUCCGUGCUUUAGGGAUGCCAUAUCGUAUACAGCAGGAAAUUCUACCAAAUGGGACCUCCCUGGCAGAGACAUUGGUAGAGAGGCUGAAUCCUGCUGCCGAGAAGAACAUCCCUGUCUGGUGGAUUGUAGCAGCUGUGUUGACCGGCCUUUUUCUUCUUGCUGCCUUCAUUGUCCUGUUUUGGAAGACUGGUUUUUUCAAGAGAACACGCCCUCCCACAGAGGAUGAGGAGGAACUGGCAAAUGACCCCCAAACAUAA
Molecule: messenger RNA, 3144 nt
Organism: Euleptes europaea (tarantolino)
Lineage: Eukaryota; Metazoa; Chordata; Lepidosauria; Squamata; Sphaerodactylidae
Gene: ITGA2B
Product: integrin subunit alpha 2b
Exons: 30
Coding region: 1-3144 (1047 amino acids)
Biological process (GO): cell-matrix adhesion; angiogenesis; integrin-mediated signaling pathway
Cellular component (GO): integrin complex; external side of plasma membrane
Molecular function (GO): integrin binding
Source: RefSeq, a predicted model, not a curated record